UUUCUGCAUAUAACCGGAUAAAGCGACGUCGUAGAAGAUCAUUUCCUUGUCAAUUUCACAAUCUUCACUUCGCUCGCGUUGGUGGACACAAAACAAAAGGGGUUUCGGAAUUUUCCCGCCUAAUUUCUCUCGAUCUCAGCAAUGGCUCCAAAAUCCGAUAGCGCCGAAGGGAUCGUGUUGAACUUCGUGAACGAGCAAAAUAGGCCACUGAAUACGCAAAAUGUAGCUGAUGCGUUGCAAAAGUUCAACCUGAAGAAGACCGCGAUACAGAAAGCUUUGGACAAUCUUGCUGAUGGAGGGAAAAUUUCAUUCAAGGAGUAUGGUAAGCAGAAGAUAUACGUUGCUCGGCAAGAUCAAUUUGAAAUUCCCAAUAAUGAAGAGCUCACUCAGAUGAAGGAACAGAAUGCCAAUCUGCAAAAGCAGCUUGAAGAUCAGAAGAAGGCUAUUAGUGAGGUCGAAGCAGAAACUAAAUCGUUGCAAUCAAAUUUAACACUGGAACAGAUUUGUGAAAAAGAAGUGGACCUGAGAAUGGAGGUUCAAGAACUGGAGAAUAAGUUGAACAAGUUACGCGAAGGUGUUACUUUGGUGAAGCCAGAAGAACGCGAGUUAGUUGAGAAAAUGUUGUCAGAGAAAAUAAGUCAGUGGAGGAAGCGCAAAAGAAUGUUUAGGGAUUUAUGGGACACCCUCACUGAGAACUCACCUAAGGAUCCCAAAGAAUUUAAGGAGGAGCUUGGAAUAGAAUAUGAUGAAGAUGUUGAAGUUAGUUUGCAGUCAUGCAGUGACCUGAUCCCUCAAGGAACCUUGUAUCCCACCUUUAUGGAACCUACUGAUGCUUUGCCUGGUAUGGUGAUAUUCUGGUGGAUACUGACAAUUCUAUCUUUGAAGAUAAUUACACCAGAUAGUUAACUGUUGAUUUCAUCUAAUGUUAACAUGAUAUGUCCUGCUGGAGACAAAUUAGCAGCUUCACUUAGAAAUCUCACUAUUUUCAGGUUUUUUUUGUAGUCAUUUCUGUGAAUGGUCAAACAUCAACCUGUUUCUUAUGGUCUUUUCUAAAGGGUGCCUAUUUAUCUUUUUAUGAUAGCUUUAAAUAGAAGGUUGAUUCUAUAAUCUAUUAUUCUAAUGUAAUUUUUGUAUCUGCCCAAGUAUAAUA
This is a messenger RNA of Lathyrus oleraceus (garden pea), 1150 nucleotides long. Its product is annotated as homologous-pairing protein 2 homolog. Gene Ontology annotation, molecular function: recombinase activator activity; double-stranded DNA binding. The transcript is spliced from 7 exons. Gene Ontology annotation, cellular component: DNA recombinase auxiliary factor complex; condensed nuclear chromosome. Bases 142 to 906 code for a protein of 254 amino acids. Gene Ontology annotation, biological process: meiotic joint molecule formation; meiotic strand invasion involved in reciprocal meiotic recombination; homologous chromosome pairing at meiosis. NCBI's taxonomy places the organism in Eukaryota, Viridiplantae, Streptophyta, Magnoliopsida, Fabales, Fabaceae. The record is from RefSeq and is a predicted model, not a curated record.